UAAAUCCAAAAAAUGAAACAAACACCCGCGCUAGUGGGAUUUUGCGCGCAGGAUCACAUUCACGCAGGUCCCAGAAGUAAAAACGUCGAUAAUCGCUCGCGCGUGCGAGUCAACGAGUAUUGUAGAAAAUAGCCGGGUAAACAUAUCCACAUAGGUAACCCCGGGGACGAUAUUGUGUCAAAAAAAUACACACUAGUAUAUAUAACAAAAUUUUUUUUUUAUCAACAUCAACAUCAGCAUCAGCACUAGCGCCAGCAGCAGUUCCAGGACCAGUAUCAGUAUCAGUAUCAUCAGAUGACCAGAGAAAAAAUUCCAAAAGCUAUUUAACAUCAGCCUUGAAAUGAUACCGAUAUUAAUUGUCGCAAUGUAUUUGCAAUCGUCUGCGGGUUUCCGGGGUCCUCAUCAUCCGAGAAGUUCUGUCUCCCAUCAUCAUUACACCCCGCAGGCCGACGUCAAGUUGACUCAGGACUCGCAGUUGCUCCACGACACAUCGCAUUUAGUUGAAGACAUGGGUACAGACUACGCGGGUUUGUCUUUAGACGCGAUGACUGAUGAAGAAAUUGAGUUUUACUUCUUCAAGAUGCAUGACAAAGACAAUAAUACGAAACUCGAUGGACUGGAGAUACUCCACGCUCUUCAGCACACGUAUCACAACGACGAAGACGACAAUGAAGUUCAUGAUUACAACCUGGAGGACCAAAUCCCCAUGAUUAUUAAAAUGGUGGACCGGGUGUUGGAAGAAGACGAUUUAGACAACGACGGGUACAUCGGUUACAUUGAAUACGUUUUGGCGAAAGAAAAAAAAAAUAGUACCGAAAAAAUAACUACACUGGAUGCUUUGAACUCAAAAUAAAGUUAUUUUGUUAAUAAUUUAUAAAGUUUCAAAUAAAUGAGAUUAUAUUUUUAAACUGAGUU
Molecule: messenger RNA, 915 nt
Organism: Microplitis mediator
Lineage: Eukaryota; Metazoa; Arthropoda; Insecta; Hymenoptera; Braconidae
Product: multiple coagulation factor deficiency protein 2 homolog
Exons: 4
Coding region: 341-853 (170 amino acids)
Molecular function (GO): calcium ion binding
Source: RefSeq, a predicted model, not a curated record